This is a messenger RNA of Mirounga angustirostris (Northern elephant seal), 1999 nucleotides long. RefSeq names its product family with sequence similarity 83 member D (gene SACK1D). Gene Ontology annotation, biological process: regulation of TOR signaling; positive regulation of cell cycle G1/S phase transition; protein localization to mitotic spindle. Gene Ontology annotation, molecular function: protein kinase binding. NCBI's taxonomy places the organism in Eukaryota, Metazoa, Chordata, Mammalia, Carnivora, Phocidae. The record is from RefSeq and is a predicted model, not a curated record. Gene Ontology annotation, cellular component: mitotic spindle pole; cytosol. Bases 437 to 1858 code for a protein of 473 amino acids. The transcript has 4 exons.
GUGAGGAGGAGGGAGACCUGCUUCCAGCCCAGGCUGCUCCUAACGGUGGCUCAGGGAGGCCCAGCUCUGGCCUGGUUUUCAGGGGCUUGUGCUAAGGCUGCACGUUCUGACACCCCCCACCCUCACUGAGGGCCCCGCUCUUAAACUGCAGAGGGUAUGACAAGAGGCUUGGUGCCUGGAGUGGCCUGUCUCCGGCAAGGAAAGCUAGGCUCUGGCAGAUGUCUCCCUGUGUUGAAGUAUCCGGACACUCUGACUCUGGACUGGUGAGGGGAAUCAACGAACAUAUACUUGAGGGAUCCUUUGUACCUUGCACGUCAUGUAACAUAGUCAUUUAGUUCUGGCUACACACCUAUUUUGCAGACUCAGGACCAGACCUUGGAAAUGACUGUAAUUUGCCCCGGGCUGUGUGGCUGAGGCAGCUGUGAACUGUAGUCUGAUGCUGAGUGUGCAAGGUUGGACAGCAGGCAUGAAUGGAGCCGUGCUGCUGGGGAGAAGAAAGGACUGGUCCAGGGCGGUGCGGAGGAUGGUGGCUGGGAGUCGGUCGGAGGCUCAGCUGGGCCAAGUCCAGAUGUGUAGGGUGAUCGCCGUGGUGAUGGAUGUUUUCACGGACAUUGACAUCUUCAGGGACCUGCAGGAAAUAAGUCGGAAACAGGGAGUUGCUGUCUACAUCCUUCUGGACCAGGCUCUGCUUUCGCAGUUUUUGGAUAUGUGCAUGGAUCUGAAAGUGCAUCCUGAGCAGGAGAAGCUGAUGACCGUUCGGACCAUUACUGGAAGUAUUUACUAUGCAAGGUCGGGAACUAAGAUAGUUGGGCAGGUUCAUGAAAAGUUCACACUGAUUGAUGGCAUUCGAGUGGCUACAGGCUCCUAUAGUUUUACGUGGACGGAUGGCAAAUUAAAUAGCAGUAACUUGGUCAUCCUGUCUGGCCAAGUGGUUGAACACUUUGAUCUGGAGUUCCGAAUCCUGUACGCACAGUCGAAGCCCAUCAGCUCCAAGCUGCUGUCCAACUUCCGGAUCAGCGGCAAGUUUGACCAUCUAGUCGACCCGAAGCCUCUGUCGAAGGAGCUCACGUUGGGCAGCCUGCUGCGCCUGCGGCUGGCCCGGCUCUCAAGCACCCCCAAGAAGGCUGAGCUGGGGUUCGAGGCGCCCACUGAGGGCAGGGCAGAGGCCAGGCGCCAUGACUCGGAGUCCUCCACUAUCAGUGACAAGGACGACUUCAACAGCCGCAGGGACAAACUAGAGGGCGGGAGGAUGACCGAUGCCGCCACUCAGACGGAGGCAGGAGAGGAGGCACCAGCAGUGAGCGUGAGUGAUGCGGGGACCCAGGCCAGCGCCGUGACGACGUGUGCCGGGACCCAGACCGCAGUCACCACCAGGGUGGCGAGCUCCCAAACCGUGGUUCGGUCCACGUCGGCCACCACCCAGACUGAUGUGGAUGAGAACGUUCUCUUUUCUCAGGGCACCCAGUCUAAAGAAGGGUCACCAGUGUCCAGGAUGUCUGUGUCAAGAUCUUCCAGUUUGAGAUCUUCCUCCUCUCUGUCCUCGCAGGGCUCCGUGGCGAGCUCCUUGGGUUCCCAGGCGUCCAGCAGAGCCACUGACUUUGUCCGCGCUGGACAUUCCAAGUUCUGGGGCGCCCCCCGCUUGGAUCUGUGCUUGCAAGACUCCUUUAGGAACUUGAAUCAAGAGCGCCAGUUUCACUUUGCUGGCAUCAGGUCCCGGCUCAACCACAUGCUGGCCAUGCUCUCCAGGAGAACAUUCCUGACUGAGAAGUACCUUGGUUUUCAUCCCGGAAACGUUACCAGGGCCUCAGUGAAUCUGCUGGCUGUGAGAGAUAUCGCACUGUAUCCCUCCUAUCAGUGACCACUCAGCAUUCAGCACCCGUCCCCCGAGCACCCUGCUUUGCAGCCUGUUCACCCGAUCUUUGGUCACCCCGAUUUUCUCUGAGUUCUAUAAACUGCACAUUCUUUUACAUGCCUUUAUCUUAUUUUUGUCAUGUAUAAA